GAAGAACAGAGGCUGGAGAGUCGGCAGCAGAUCUUGCUGCCAACAUGCUGUAGAAACAGGAGAACAGAGUGGCAUCCCCGAGUAAACACUGCCAUGGGAUGAGCUUGUGACCUACUGGGGUGUCAAUAAUGGAGGAUUCACUGACCAGAAGCUCAAACCAAGCAACAGAUCACAACCUGCAAGUGUCACCCAAUCCGCUGGAAUCUGAACAUCAGCAGACUUUGUACAUGGAAGCAGAAAGCUCCACUGACAGUGGAGAGAAAUGGUCAACGUGUUCUGAGUGUGAACAAGACUUCAGUCAAGCAUCCACACUGACGAGACACGAGAUCAGUCACUCUGGGGAGAAACCGUGGAAGUGUGAGGACUGUGGGAAAAGAUUCAUUUCUCCUUCCCAUCUGGAAACUCACCACCGAAGUCACACUGGUGAGAGGCCGUUCACCUGCUCUGAAUGUGGGAAGGGAUUCACUCAGUGUUCCGACCUGCAAAAACACCAGCGAAUUCACAGUGGAGAGAAGUCAUUUAUCUGCUCUGAGUGUGGGAAAGGAUUUAUUCGUUCGGAUAGUCUGGUGAUACACCAGCGAGUUCACACUGGGGAGAAGCCAUUCACAUGCUCUGUGUGUGGGAAAGGAUUCACCCAGUCAUCCAACCUAAAAACUCACAGCCGAAGUCACACCGGGGAGAAGCCCUUCACGUGCUCAGUGUGUGGGAAAGGAUUCACCCAGUCAUCCAACCUAAAAACUCACCAACGUGAUCACACUGGGGAGAGGCUGUUCACCUGCUCUGAGUGUGGGAAGGCAUUCAUUCGGUCAGGAAGCCUGGUGAUACACCAGCGAGUUCACACUGGAGAAAAACCAUUUACCUGCCUUGAGUGCGGGAAGUGUUUCACACGGUCUGACAAAUUAAUGGCGCACCAGCGCGUUCACACUGGAAAAUGGCCAUUCACCUGCUCUGAGUGUGGGAAGGGAUUCAGUCGGUCAGACAUCCUGGUGAUACACCAGCGAGUUCACACUGGGGAGAGGCCGUUCACAUGCUCUGUUUGUGGGAAGGGAUUUACCCAGUCAUCUAACCUAAAAACACACCAGCGAGUUCACACUGGGGAGAGGCCGUUCACCUGCUCUGAGUGUGGGAAGGGAUUCUCCCAGUCUUCCCACCUGAAGAAUCAUCAGCGAGUUCACAUUACAGAAUGAACAUUCAUCUAUCCUGUGUGUGGGAAGGGAUUCAAUGAACAAUCCAGUCUGUGGAGUCACCAGUAAGGUGACACUGAGGUGAUGCCAUUCACCGGCUGGGAGUGUGGGAAGGAGCUCAGUCUGCAGAAUCACCGGUGAGUCGAUGAGUGACUGCAGAAGCUGGAUAUUUCUGUCGUUGCUACUUAUGAUAUCCAGGAUUUGACCAUGGUCAUUGUCCUGGUCUGGGUUCAUUCUGCUGAUGUUUACAGCCCAUGAUUAGAGUUUAUUCUUGACAAAUCAAGAAUAUAUCACCUUGAUCUUUAAUACCCAGUCUAUUUCCUGCAUAUCUGAUAUUUAAAGGAUAAUUUAAUUGAAGAUUUUAUAACAAAGGUAGUGUGGGAGAUAAGUCUGCUGGAGCAAGCACCAGGGAAUCAGAUUUUUUGUGAAUGAUGUGGUAAAAGGCUGCAAUAAUUUUUCAGGUAGAAAUUUGAUGCUGGGUGAAUUUGUUAAGCAAGGGAUAUGGGGUGAUGGUUGUUAUUUGGAGCUGGGUCACAAGUUGGCCGUCAUGGCACUGAAUGAAAGGAUAGGCUGGAACUGCUCCCACCUCCCUUAGCAUGCAGGUGAAGCAUCUGUCAAAGAGCAGCAGAUGUUGCUUACGCUAGAGUCAUGGCGGCCAUAAGUACCCAGAAACCUCUCAGCAAAGAAAGCUACCUAUCAUGGUCAAAGGAUGGGAGAAUACAUGCAUGGAUACCAGAGACUGGAUGUGAUGUCAGACCAUGCAAGGCAUUGUACAGCCACACACGUUCCUCCCUAUUGGGCAGCAGUGGGUAGGUCAGUGGCACCGCAUGGGUUUAAUAGAUUUCAGCACUGGUAGUCUUUGUGUUCCCGCCUAGCAGCUAUCUCAAUCUUUCUCCUUUUUGUUCGCCUUGAUCUAUCAUGCACCAGCCUCUGUCUCCCUUUCCUAUAUGGUUCAAUCUGUCUGGCAGCAUUGACCCACCCCUCAGGUUAUCACUUCCCUCUACUCUCCAUUCCCAUUUUCCUCAGACCAUUGAUCCAGGUCCCUGAGAACAAACUAGUACAUCUUCACUGGAUAAACUGUUCCACAUGUGUCAUGAAUUCACAAUGUCUUCUGAACCACUGGGACAGCAACUAGAUCAAAUGAGGGAGAAAUCAUUCAUUUGCUUACUGUGUGGAAAGGAUUCACCUGGUCGUCCCACCUACUGACAUACCAGCGAGUUCACACUGGGCUCCAAAUGUGGGAAGGGAUUCACUCAAUUAUCCAGCCUUUGGAACAUCAGUGAGUUCACAGCAGACUGAGCCCAUUCACCUGCACUGAAUGUGGAAACUUGCUCACUCGGUCACCCCACUUGCUGACUUAACAGCAAGUUCACAUUGGAGAGAGGCUGUUUGCCUGUUCCGUGUGUGCGAGAGGAUUCACUAAGUCAUCUCACUUGCUGAAUCAUCAGAAAAUUCACACUGGAGUGAAUCAUAAACACAAGAGAAUCUGCAGUUGCUGGAAAUCCAGCGUAACAUAUACAAUAUGCUGCUUGAGCAACUCAGCAGGCCAGGCAGCAUCUAUGGAAAGGAAUAAACAGUCGGUGUUUCGUGCCGAAACACUUCAUCAGAACUUUGGAGCGAGUCAACUCAGAACACUGGAGCCAGGCCUUCCAUCUGCUCCAAGUGUGGAAGGGAUUCACCCAACAAUCCAACCUGCUAAAUCACCAGCAGGUUCACACUGGUGGGAGGCUGUCCACCAUAUCUGAAUGUGGGAGGAGAUUUGCUCAGUCAAGGGAGCUCACAUGGCAGAGAGGCUGUUCACUUGCUCGGUGUGAGAAGAGAUUUAUUCAGUCUUCCAAUCUGCUGAGACACUGAGUUCACACUGAUCAAAAUACAGGGUACAUUACCAUUGCAUCUGCUAAAAUGAAGGGUCACAGAGGAGAGCAGGCAUUAUAUUCCACAAUUAUUUAUGGUGGUCAAUACACACUGGGUUUUGUAGGUAGUUUUGUAUUUAUGCUGAU
Mobula hypostoma (lesser devil ray) is the source of this 3184-nucleotide messenger RNA. Its product is annotated as zinc finger protein 239-like. The coding region runs from base 129 to 1187 and encodes 352 amino acids. The record is from RefSeq and is a predicted model, not a curated record. NCBI's taxonomy places the organism in Eukaryota, Metazoa, Chordata, Chondrichthyes, Myliobatiformes, Myliobatidae. Gene Ontology annotation, biological process: regulation of transcription by RNA polymerase II. Gene Ontology annotation, cellular component: nucleus. The transcript has 3 exons. Gene Ontology annotation, molecular function: DNA-binding transcription factor activity, RNA polymerase II-specific.